CCCUCCUGACAGCGGCGGCCGCGGGAGGAGGAGCGGGAGUUGCGGGAGGAUGGGCCGCCACUAGGCUCGCACUCGGGACGCGUCUCGCCUUGCGCAGGGUGGGGGCCCGCGCCUGCAGCGUCCGCGGGGGCGGCGCGGCGCGGCGGGAGGUGGCGAUCGGCUCCCGGCCUCGCAGCCACAGCCCCCGGCCCAGCGGGCCUUUCCGCGGGGCCGCCUGGCCGAGCCGCCCGCCCGCCCCGGGUCCCUCGCGGACAGGAGAACGGAAAACUCCCAACUUCCUGGUACCACAGGAUUCUGGAUUCAGCCAAUUGAAUAAAGCCCCAGAGAGGACUGAUAGGUCUUAUUUCAGAGUUCUAAAGUUCCUGUUGCUUCAGACAAUGGAUGAGCAAUCACAAGGAAUGCAAGGGCCACCUGUUCCCCAGUUCCAACCACAGAAGGCUUUACGACCGGAUAUGGGCUAUAAUACAUUAGCCAACUUUCGAAUAGAAAAGAAAAUUGGUCGCGGGCAAUUUAGUGAAGUUUAUAGAGCAGCCUGUCUCUUGGAUGGAGUACCAGUAGCUUUAAAAAAAGUGCAGAUAUUUGAUUUAAUGGAUGCCAAAGCACGUGCUGAUUGUAUCAAAGAAAUAGAUCUCCUUAAGCAACUCAACCAUCCAAAUGUAAUUAAAUAUUAUGCAUCAUUCAUUGAAGAUAAUGAACUUAACAUAGUUUUGGAAUUAGCUGAUGCUGGUGAUCUGUCCAGAAUGAUAAAGCAUUUUAAGAAACAAAAGAGGCUAAUUCCUGAAAGGACUGUUUGGAAGUACUUUGUUCAACUCUGCAGUGCUUUGGAACACAUGCAUUCUCGACGAGUCAUGCAUAGAGAUAUAAAACCAGCUAAUGUGUUCAUUACAGCCACUGGAGUGGUCAAACUUGGGGAUCUUGGGCUUGGUCGGUUUUUCAGCUCCAAAACCACAGCUGCACAUUCUUUAGUGGGUACACCUUAUUACAUGUCUCCAGAGAGAAUACAUGAAAAUGGAUACAACUUCAAAUCUGAUAUCUGGUCUCUUGGUUGUCUACUAUAUGAGUUACCAUGUAGCUAUAUCAGUUUCAUUGGGAGCAUUUUACAGAUGGCUGCGUUACAGAGUCCUUUCUAUGGUGACAAAAUGAAUUUGUACUCGCUGUGUAAGAAGAUAGAACAGUGUGACUACCCACCUCUUCCUUCAGAUCACUAUUCAGAGGAACUACGACAGUUAGUGAAUAUGUGCAUCAACCCAGAUCCAGAGAAGCGACCAGACAUCACCUAUGUUUAUGACGUAGCCAAGAGGAUGCACGCGUGCACCGCAAGCAGCUAAAUAGGUGGAAGAUCAUGAAGAACCUAACCAAAAUAAUUUAAAGUAUUUUUGUGCAAAUCAUACCUCCCCGUUUUUGUCUGGGUGUUAAGAUGAAUCUUUCAGAGCUAAUGUGCUUUGAAUCCUUAACCAGUUUUCAUAUAAGCUUCAUUUUGUACCAGUUUAAGUCGCCUUCUUGCAAACCCCAAAUGACUUUGGAUAGUCAGAUUGCAUGUUAGGAGAGUAAAUGAAACUUAAUGGUUUUUAAUGGCUAAAGGUUUUUAGAAUUAUUUAGAUUUUUUUUUUGCUGAUAAAUUGUGUUCAGAUAGACUCUCAGUGCCAAAUAUUGAAGGUGCAGCUUGGCACUCAUCAAGAUAGACUUGUAACCUGAGGAAAAGUAUCUGAACAUGUGACUUGUUUGCUUUUUCAUCAUUUAUGGACAUUUGAGAUUAACACAAUUGUGAACUUUUGUGAUUAUUUUAUUUUUAAAAGUUUGAAGUAUGUGUUUUAGUUCUUAGCAUUGUAGCUUUCAAAUGUAAUUCUUAAGGUAAAUGUAGACAUAAACUAUUUGAGAAACACUUAAAAUUCUUAGCUUUUACAUUCAAAAUGCAACUCUUAAAUGUGAAAAAAUUGGGGGACAAAAUGUGAGUCAGACACUGAAGAGUUCUUUGCUUUGUUUUGUCUUGUUUUAAUAUCUCUGAUAGUCUCUUUGCAUUAUAGUGGUAUAAAUGAAUCCAUUUAAAAAGUGGUUAAGGAUUUGUUUGGCUGGUGUGAUAGUAAUUUUGAAAGUUGCACAUUGCCUGAGGCUUUUUUGUGUGUGUUUUUAUUAUUGUU
Molecule: messenger RNA, 2138 nt
Organism: Mirounga angustirostris (Northern elephant seal)
Lineage: Eukaryota; Metazoa; Chordata; Mammalia; Carnivora; Phocidae
Gene: NEK7
Product: NIMA related kinase 7
Exons: 11
Coding region: 378-1328 (316 amino acids)
Biological process (GO): peptidyl-serine phosphorylation
Cellular component (GO): nucleus
Molecular function (GO): ATP binding; protein serine/threonine kinase activity
Source: RefSeq, a predicted model, not a curated record